AUGACGCUAUGCGCACGAGGCCAGGCUUUGAAGGUGGGUGAGACGAUGUCUAGUGUGGGAGCGGCCAACCAGCCACAGCACAGGGUGGCUUUGCAAACUUGCUAUGGGGCAAUGCAACAAGCUUGGUCUGAGUUGAAAAUAGUGACUACUAGUAGGCACCUCUCUGUCGCAGGAGCGUUGGUUGGAAUUGUUUAUUGUGACAUAUCAAAGCAAGAGCCUCAUUCCCUGGGCCUUUCUUUUCCAAAUUCUCCUCAAGACAAGCACCAACGUGAAGCCGUCGACGAGGGGCUUACAACAGGAAGUACACAAACUUCGGCUUUGGCCGACCGAACAGCGCAUAUUGUUGCUUCGUUUGGAAUGGGCGUCAUGCAAGAUGCGCUCAUCAAGAUCCGUGCAGACACUCUCACCAAGUCAGGGCACAACGGUGCUACAGUUUCCGAAUUCCUCCGAAAUCGGUCGUGUCCGAGACAAGCAGGUUUCAGCUGUUCGUUCGACGACUUCCAAGGUUAUUCCUAG
Trichoderma harzianum CBS 226.95 is the source of this 516-nucleotide messenger RNA. RefSeq lists its product as hypothetical. The transcript has 3 exons. The record is from RefSeq and is a predicted model, not a curated record. Lineage: Eukaryota; Fungi; Ascomycota; Sordariomycetes; Hypocreales; Hypocreaceae. The coding region runs from base 1 to 516 and encodes 171 amino acids.